AUAUAUAUAAGGGAGGACGAAGUGCCUUCGCAGUAGUCUUUUAUACGUCAGAACGUCUGAAAGAUGAUGGUGUUUAUUGUUUUAAUACUUUUCUUUACAGCUGUAAAGAUAGAUACCACAUUCGGAGCCUAUUGCAGUUAUUCUGCGACACGAUUUGUACACACAACCAAACGAUGCGGGGUGUUCGGUUGGGGUAGGUGUUAUUACAACAGACCCUCUCAAUAUAUAUAUCAGGACUGUUGCCACGGCUGGACAGGCUCUCAGUGCUCGAUACCCGUAUGCAGCAAACCAUGUGGAAAUGGCGGUACUUGCAUUGGUCCUGAUCAAUGCAAAUGUCCAACCACCUUCACAGGACAACAAUGUACAGCAAAUAUUCCGAUACUGACAACGCACGUUGUAACUGCAUCGACGAGUGCAACAUCAAAGCCUGCAAGUUUGUCAUCGAGGUCGCCUUGGGUCUUAAGCGGAAAUAUUACAUCUGACUGUGUUCCAGAAGACAAAGAUGUCGUAUUUCUAGUCGACAGUUCCAGCAGAGAUGGAGAACAGAACUUUCGAAAAGUGAAAGAUUUUAUCAAACAAGCAAUAGGAACAUUUGAUAUCGGUCCUAAUCUAACACGAGUGGGUUUGAUUCUUUUCAACAAGAAUGCAACGAUCGCUUUUCCAUUGGACAGGUAUAAUGCAUCACAAGACAUACUAAAUGCUGUAGAAAAUAUUGCUUACAAACCAACAGAUGAAACAAAUACAGGCGAUGCCUUGGAGUUAGUUCGCAAACAAGGAUUCACCUAUGAUCGCCCAGAUGUUCCAAACAUUGCGUUUUUAAUCACGGAUGGUUAUUCAUCUGACAAAAAUUCAGCGAUAGUACAGGCUCGUCUAGCAAAGCAGAACAAUACCAUACAGAUUAUCGCAACCGCAGUUGGCCAGUUUGUAGACUUCAACGAGCUGGUAGACAUAGCUAGUAAUAAUCCGUACACGAACCAAAGCCUUAUAUACCAUGUCGACGAUUUUGACGAUCUCCACAUUAAGUCUUUAGAAAAUGUAUUUACCAGUGUAAUUUGUGGGUUUGAACUGUCUACUUUACCACCUAAAGAGUCAAUAUCAACUUUGUUCGCUUCGGUGACACCGCCUUGUUAUGAUAUAGUGAAAAAUUGUGAUGAAUAUCGCAAGGAUAUGUGUUCAAGUUACCGUCCGUGGGCAAUUAGACAUUGUAAAAAGUAUUGUGGGUUUUGCCAUGGGGCCACUACAGCGGCAAAAACAUGUGCCGAUCAAAUAGGCAAUUGCAGAGAAUAUGGCCCUGAUAUCUGCAUUUCAACAGCAUUCAAGAAAUGGACAAAGGACUACUGUUCCAACUUUUGUGGACUUUGUGGUGCAGACACAACAACCACACCAAUGACAACAAAGGCAGCAGCAACCCCUGUAACAUCCACGUCAAUAAAUUUUAACGGAAUGCUAGCGACGGCACCCUCGUUUGCUUCUACAAACACAUGUACAAACAAAAUAAGCACCUGUGGAGAUUUUGGUCAAGACGUAUGUACGGAUUAUCAAUCAUGGGCAAGGGAUCAUUGUCAGAAGUAUUGUGGAUUUUGCCAAGGAUCAUCCAUAUCUCCUAAACCAUGUGCCGAUACAGUAGACAACUGCAAUGAAUACGGACCAGACAUUUGUAAACCAGCGUCAUUCAGUAAAUGGACACACGAUCAUUGCGCCAGCUUUUGUAACCUAUGCAACACGGUCAAUGAUUCAACAACCACGAUCGUUUCAUCCACUACCCCUUAAAUCUGAAAAUGACGAAAACUUGUGUACUUUGUUAAACAGAAACAGCUUCAUAACCAGUUGAUGGACACUUGUACUAAUAUCAGAUAAUCUCGUCGCUGUCUAAAUGACUUGAGACGAUAUUGAUGAUUUCACAUUAUAGCUUAUUACAUGAACUCUUAAAUCAUAGCAAAAGUUUUGGACUUAAAUCGUAAAUUAAAUGAUGUUUCUCUAUGUA
Molecule: messenger RNA, 1984 nt
Organism: Mercenaria mercenaria
Lineage: Eukaryota; Metazoa; Mollusca; Bivalvia; Venerida; Veneridae
Product: transmembrane matrix receptor MUP-4-like
Exons: 15
Coding region: 64-1770 (568 amino acids)
Source: RefSeq, a predicted model, not a curated record